CAAGAUGGCCGCCCGCUUGUUAUCCAGGCUCAGUAACUUUUCAAUAGUUCCAGUUCGUGGGAGUAAGUGUAGAUGUAAUAGGUUUAUGUCCUCCGCCAUGCACCUUGGGGAUACCAGUUUGCAAGAACAUCUCAUUAAGAGGAUCAAGGCUACAGGACCAUUGACAGUUGCUGCCUUCAUGCAAGAAGUUUUAACUAAUCCAUUGUCUGGUUACUAUAUGACCAGUGAUGUAUUUGGUCAAGCUGGAGAUUUUACUACUUCACCAGAAAUCAGUCAGGUCUUUGGAGAGCUUGUAGGUGUGUGGUUUGUAAACCAAUGGAUAUUGUCUGGAAAGAAUAAUGUUAAUUUUGUUGAGCUGGGACCUGGCAGAGGCACUCUAGCUUCAGAUAUAUUGAGGGUAUUUGGCAAGUUUCCAGAACUUCAUAGCAAACUUAGUUUGCAUCUGGUAGAAGUCAGUCCAGCCUUGAGUGAAAUUCAAGAAAAGAUUCUUACUGUAAAUCACAGAUAUGACCAGGAAAAACAGAAUGUUACAGAUAGGGAGGAUGGAUCGGACUUGUGUUACAAAAAGUGUGUCACUCGGAGUGGUACCCCAGUGUCAUGGUACAGAGGAAUUCAAGACAUUGCUUCUAAUGGAAACUGUAUUUUCAUUGCUCAUGAAUUCUUUGAUGCCCUUCCAGUCCAUCAGUUCCAGAAAACAGAUCAUGGUUGGAGAGAAGUUCUUGUUGAUAUUUCACCAGAAAAAGAGUCCUCAGAGCUGAGGUUUGUCUUAGCCCCUACACCCACCAUAGCCUCACAGAUUUUAGUGCCUCAAGGCACCUCUGCAAACCAGAUUGAGGUGUGCCCUCAGGGUGGUAUCAUUGUGGAACAUAUGAGUGAAGCCAUAGCUGCACAUGGUGGGUGCGCUUUAAUUGUGGAUUAUGGAGAGGAUGGCAGCCAAAGGCACACACUGAGGUCCUUCAAGAAGCAUAGGUUACAUGAUGUUUUAGAGGAUCUUGGAAAUGCAGAUGUCACUGCCAAUGUUGACUUCUCGUACCUUAGAAAGGCUACCCAUGGGAAAGUUCAAACAUUUGGACCAGUAACGCAAAGUUCCUUUCUUCAAAAAAUGGGAAUUGAUAUGAGAAUGAAGGUCCUUCUGCAAAAUGCCAGCUCCUCACAGGCUGAGCAGCUUCAAAGCGGUUACAAAAUGUUGACAAGCCCCUCAGAGAUGGGAGAAAAAUUCAAGUUCUUCAGCCUUGUUCAACACGGACUUCCUGAACCAGCAGCUUUCAGAUGACAUCAGCAGCGGUCCCUUAGGUGGAAUUCAGUUGACAGUGAGCUAAACACUGUUCUGUGGUAUAACGAGCUGUAGAUGUCACAGGGAAGCCAAGAAAGUCAGUGGUUUGGUUGAUGAGCGUUGGUUCGUGAGAGGAGUAUUCAUCGAAUCUGCUUCUUACGCGGCUGGUCGUCUUCUUAUUGUCAGCAGGAGUCUAUAUGGACACCUAGACUCCGACAAUGUUAUCACUUAAGUGGAAGGAAAACGAACGAUAAAAUCAUCUUGUUAGAACCA
Messenger RNA from Stylophora pistillata, 1546 nucleotides. RefSeq names its product protein arginine methyltransferase NDUFAF7, mitochondrial. Gene Ontology annotation, molecular function: protein-arginine omega-N symmetric methyltransferase activity. The record is from RefSeq and is a predicted model, not a curated record. Gene Ontology annotation, biological process: mitochondrial respiratory chain complex I assembly. Gene Ontology annotation, cellular component: mitochondrion. NCBI's taxonomy places the organism in Eukaryota, Metazoa, Cnidaria, Anthozoa, Scleractinia, Pocilloporidae.